ACUCUAAUUAAAAGCCUCCUGACACAGGUGUGAUCCUCCGCCACGCCAGAGGCCUCUCCCAGCUCGCUUUUACAUGGCGCCACGAUAAAGAAUUAAAUCAACCAGGUGGUAGCUUAUUUUUAUCAAACGGUACUCGUUAAAAUGAAGGUACCGGAGGAGGAAUCCAUGAGUGACAUUUUGAAGCGGCUGACGGGCGAGUCUGCGCUCCCUGUCUACUGCAACAUCGAGAAGCUCAAACGAGGACGGGACAAUUUGUACUUCGUGGCCGAGGAGUUCAGCGAAACUGUGAAAAAACGAGAGUUGGUCAACGCCAAGGAACGAAUGAGAAUCAGGAACUUGAAUACCAUGUUCUCCCGCUUGAAAAGGAUGGUACCACUGAUGCGACCAGACCGAAAGCCCAGCAAAGUGGACACACUCAAAGCUGCCACAGAAUACAUUCGACUGCUGCUUGCAGUUUUGCAGGAAACUGACAGUGAUGAUGGCAGUGGGACUGAUUUCUUAAAGAAUGCAAUCACCUACAGUCAGACUGAAGGCCUUGGUAGUGACCUUUGGCGAGUGGAUGAUUGGAACAGAGAAGAGACAUUAAUGGAGUUGCUGAGCAUGUCAGAGGAACAAAUUGAUGAUGGAUUUACUUUACCCCCUGAACCGGUGACAGACAAUGGAGAGAUGACCAGACUGAUGUUGCAGCACUGUGUGAUGCCAACGUACCAGUUCAUCAUCCAAGUAGCUCCUGAUCAGCCAGCGACGUCUCAACCCUGCUAAGCAGUGUUUACAGCAGCUGAUGUGGACUGAUAUUGGACACCUGCCAGGGAUGUUGCUUUGAAGAAAAGGAUUGUUUUGAAGAAAGCAGACUUUCAUUUGUGGUAUUUUAACCUUUUGGGGUUUUGUUUUUGUUGAAGAAAAUGUUUUGAUUCUCAUUUCACAGAUUGUAUCCUUGGCAGCCUUAAAAUGUAAAAGGAACUUUGUUUUUGUAAUUUCACUUAUGAAAUGAAUUGUUUUCUGUGUAGGCCUAUUAGAAGCCUGGUAUAUACAACACUUGUUGUAAGACUGAUGUAAAUGUUAAACUCA
Molecule: messenger RNA, 1068 nt
Organism: Oreochromis aureus
Lineage: Eukaryota; Metazoa; Chordata; Actinopteri; Cichliformes; Cichlidae
Gene: figla
Product: folliculogenesis specific bHLH transcription factor
Exons: 7
Coding region: 142-762 (206 amino acids)
Biological process (GO): regulation of transcription by RNA polymerase II; developmental process
Molecular function (GO): DNA-binding transcription factor activity, RNA polymerase II-specific; protein dimerization activity; RNA polymerase II transcription regulatory region sequence-specific DNA binding
Source: RefSeq, a predicted model, not a curated record